AUGGGGAAGGGAGCAGAACCAACGAGGGUGGGAGUCACUGUUGCAACAACAAUAUGUUUGCUUCUUAUGCCUCUGACAUACACCAUUUCCCUCUCCCCGCUCGAUUUCUUACCAAAUAGGUGUGGUCACGGUGGGAGUGAAGCUCAUGCUGUUGCUGUUGCUGUUGCUGUUGUUGCUGAUCCAGAAGCAAGCAGUGGAAGCAUCAACGAUGGCGGCAGCCGUGAAGAAGAAGAUUCACUGACGUCUCUGCUAGGAAGUCUAUUACAAGGGAAUGAUCGAAGGGAGCUAGAGACAACCGGAUUUGCGUGUAAAUCUGAUCCAGAGAACGAUGUAUGUGUUUCAAACCAACCCGUCCAGAUGAAGACAGAUAUGGGCGCCCUGACCGUGUACCUCUCAUCGCCAUCCAAUGCGGAUCAGAGCCUGCAACUCCCACAUUUGCAACAGCAGCAGAUGCCACGUAUGGUGAGGCCAUACGUGAAGAAGAACGAUGAACAAGCCCGUCUACAUGUCAAAGAGAUUACAAUUCUCUACAACUACACCAUCAAUACCACUACCCCACCUGCUUGUGACGUCACCCACGAUGUCCCCGCUGUCGUCUUCUCCACGGGUCUCAUCGGAAACACAUUCCAUGAACUCAAUGAGAUCAUCAUCCCCAUCUUCCUCACUUCCCGUCACUUCCGCUCCCGACUCCAAUUCGUCGUCACCGAUUAUAAUCACCUCUGGGUUAACAAGUUCCGCCGGAUUCUCUCCCAUCUCUCCGAUUACGAAAUCAUUAAUGCUUCAGAAGACACCAGGGUCCACUGCUUCCCUGGAGUCGUCACUGGUCUACACUUCCAAAACGAGAAUCUCGCUUGCAAGAACAGCGACUUACCCGUCAAAUGUUCCAUAUUUGAAUUCAGACAAUUCCUCAGAGAGGCAUUCCACCUCAAAAUCAAGAACGUAGACCAGCUGAACAAGAAGAGAAUUAGUAGUAUUACAAAGAAGAAGAGAAAGCCCGUUCUUGUUCUUCUCUCACGAAGGCACUCUCGGAGGUUCUUGAACGAAGGUGAGAUGGUGAAGGUGGCGACCGAAUUAGGGUUUCGAGUGGUGGUGGCAACGCCGGAUCUGACUUCGAAUCUAGACAGGAUUUCGCGUGUGGUGAACAGAUGCGAUGUUUUGGUGGGCUCUCAUGGAGCAGGAUUAACCAACGGAAUGUUCUUGCCAGAAGGUGCGGUGGUGGUGCAGAUGGUACCUUUGGGCUUGCAGUGGGCUUCUACUCACUAUUUUGAGAUCCCAGCAGGGGAGAUGGGUGUACAGUAUUUGGAAUACCAGAUUAGUCCCCAGGAGAGCUCUCUCUGGGAUGCGUAUGGUCCCAAUCACCCAGUCAUUACUGAUCCUGAUUCUAUAUUCAAUAAGGGUUUCAAUGUUGGUAAGCCCAUUUACAUUGACGGCCAAGAUCUAAGGCUUGAUCUGUCUAAGUUUGAGGACAUCCUUAUGCAAGCGCUUGAACUUCUUGACCGCUAA
Molecule: messenger RNA, 1503 nt
Organism: Telopea speciosissima
Lineage: Eukaryota; Viridiplantae; Streptophyta; Magnoliopsida; Proteales; Proteaceae
Product: xylan glycosyltransferase MUCI21-like
Exons: 3
Coding region: 1-1503 (500 amino acids)
Molecular function (GO): glycosyltransferase activity
Source: RefSeq, a predicted model, not a curated record